AACCACUCCAUACUUACAAUUGGUAGGCGACACAGCUCACAUAGGUCACAAGGCCAUGGCUAACACUACCAUGGCGAGCGGUAUCAACGAGGGGAGGUUGCUCGCCUUUCUCAUCGUCCUGUACGCUUCCACGAUCGCCGCAUCCAUCGGGCGCAGGAUAUUGGGGGCGCGCCUCGCCGCGUGGCGCUCCGACGGCCUGGGCGCCACCUGCAUGUCCUUCGCGGCGCUCACGCUCGCGAUGCAGGCCAUGCUCGCGUGCGUCCUUGAGGAGAAGCCCGCCGCGGCCGCGGCGGCGGUGGCGAGGCGCCCGGCCAGCGGCGGCCGGCUCCCGUGGCUGGUCGCCGCCGUGAGCUGGAUGUGCGUCACCAACUACUUCGUCGCCUACAUCGCCCUCGGCGGCAACGUGGCGCCCACCUCGCUGGAGUGGACGGCCGCCGGCGUCGCCUCCGCCGCCAACCUCGCCAUCGCCACGCGUACCGUCCGGCGUCACUUGGGUGUGAGCAACCCGGCCAAGAACGAGUCGUAGAUCUGCCAGGAGCCAAGGAAGCUGGAGUUUUUUUGGAGAUGACUGCUCGAUCCGGCGUGUUUACCAGUAGUUUAUCAAUCAAUAGUACCUUGUUAUUUCAUUGCCCUAGCUUUGUUCGUGAACUUUGCUGUAGUUUCUGUAUGAUCUCCAUGGAUCCAGUACUUGCUAGACCUUAAUUAUGAAAUGGAAACUUGCA
This is a messenger RNA of Oryza sativa Japonica Group (Japanese rice), 722 nucleotides long. RefSeq lists its product as uncharacterized. Lineage: Eukaryota; Viridiplantae; Streptophyta; Magnoliopsida; Poales; Poaceae. The record is from RefSeq and is a predicted model, not a curated record.